Messenger RNA from Belonocnema kinseyi, 7584 nucleotides. It is a transcript of the gene Cals, whose product is annotated as calsyntenin-1. Lineage: Eukaryota; Metazoa; Arthropoda; Insecta; Hymenoptera; Cynipidae. Gene Ontology annotation, molecular function: amyloid-beta binding; calcium ion binding; X11-like protein binding. Gene Ontology annotation, cellular component: postsynaptic membrane; cell surface. Bases 122 to 2968 code for a protein of 948 amino acids. The record is from RefSeq and is a predicted model, not a curated record. Gene Ontology annotation, biological process: positive regulation of synapse assembly; homophilic cell-cell adhesion; positive regulation of synaptic transmission. The transcript has 4 exons.
CAUAGAGUGUAUCUCAGAGUUUCUGCGAUGCACUGUAAAGCAUAAUUAUUUCGCGAGUUGUUAGACGUCAAGUGAUUGGCGAAAAACUGUAAAGUUUUGUUCGCUCGUUCGUGAAGCAAAAAUGUCGUGGUUAACGGGAACAGUGAUUUCGAUUUUGCUGUGUCUGACUUUUCAACGUUCGCACGCGACUCUCCAUGAACCGACACCGACGUCCAUCAAUGAUCGAGCUCCUCGCUUGGAUUUGGAGAGCCUUGAAAGUGGAUAUCACGGUUUGGUAAAAGAGAAUGAGUCUCUGGUUGAAGUUACGCCACAGAUUCGGGCUUUGGGAGUCAAAAUAUGCUCGUUUCACAUCGCCAACAAGCAUCACGGCGAGGCACCCUUUGAAAUCCUACUGAAGGAAGAGGGCAUGGCAGAACUCAGGGCUCUUCGAGUCUUGAAUUGUGAGAAGAGACGGAACUACAAGUUUGAUAUUGCUGCUGUCGCUUGCAAUGGAGCGCAAUCGGAAAAUGCGACUGUGCACAUAACAGUCGUUGAUGUGAACGAGUACGCGCCCCAAUUUCUGCAACCAGCGUAUGUCAGUACGGUUGAUGAGGGUCGGCUGUAUGAAGAAGUGGUUCGCGUCGAGGCUUCGGACAGAGAUUGUACGCCAAAAUACGGAGAUGUUUGUAAGUACGAAAUCUUGACUGACGAUCAACCCUUCACCAUCGACAACGAGGGUGCGAUAAGGAACACCGAACCUCUGGACUAUGAGCGAUCUCACAACUACAUCCUGAGCGUAGUAGCUUAUGAUUGUGGAAUGAAGCAAUCGGCACCUGCAAUGGUGACUGUCAAAGUAAACAGGGUCUGCUCUCCAGGAUGGCGUGGCGUGCCUGAAAGAGUUGACUAUGCAGCUGGCGUUGGAUCUCAGCCUCUUCUCCCAUCAGCAAGAUUGGAACUUUGCGACGCUCCCUGCACUCUUCGUAGCCUCCGAACCACCCUGAGUCUCGCUACUGAUCAUAUCGGAAAAGGUUGCGACCGUGACACUUACGGAGUUCGCAGCCAGCGAAAACUCUGCGGAGCUUCUCGAGACAGUGUUGACCUUCUGCCAACUCCUGGACCCACCACUCCGUGGACAUCUACCUUGUCGAGAGACGAGGGAAGAGAAGCGGACGAGAUUUUCGAAUUUGAUGGUGCCAACUCUGCUGCUAUUGUACCCAAUGAUGUGUUGGAGCACUCGCUGGCUCAGAAAUUUACGAUUGGAGUUUGGGUAAAACACCGACCUAGGCCUAGACAGGAUCCUCAUGUGAAGGAACACAUUCUUUGUGCUGCUGAUGACCACAAAAUGAAUCGACACCACUACGCUCUCUUCAUCCGUAACUGCCGCCUGAUUCUCCUGCUGCGUCGGGACUUUUCCGAAGGCGAUCCGAACAUCUUCCGUCCUGCUGAGUGGCGUUGGAAGAUUGCUCAGGUAUGUGACGACAAGUGGCAUCACUUUGCGAUCCAAGUCGACUUCCCGAAAGUCACUCUCUUUGUCGACGGAGAAGAGUGGCACACGGACGAGAAGAACCCGGAAAUCAUCGACGACUGGCCUCUGCAUCCAGCUAAAGGAAUUAAUACAACUUUGGUAGUUGGCGCUUGUUGGCAAGGGUCUGAUAACAAAACAAAGCACAAUUUCCGCGGUUACCUAGCCGGUCUCUCUGUUCUUGUUGGUAGAAACGAGAAGCCCGAGGUGCUUUCUUGCCUUCGCCACUGCCAAGAAGGCAUCCACGUACCUCCCAUGGACCUCCUCCAACCCGGAACUCAACUCCUCACCAACUCUGACAUGACUGAGGUUAGAAUAGACGGCGACAAUCGUACUAACGUCGAAACUCUCCUUCGUCGUAUUGGAUACUCCAACACGCGUCGUUUCCCUACUCCAGGUCGUCGUAACUUCCGUCUUGAUACUGUGAUCAAAUGCGAGGGCAGCGAAACUCGACCCCUGGCUAUUCCUACCAUUCAAUCCUAUGUAACCGUCCUUCCACCUCCUCGCCCUGGUAUCACCGUUAACGGAACGGGAUACGUCGCUCGAGAGUACGCCGACUUCCGUCUGGGUGUUCGCGUCUUCCCCGACGCCAAGGUCACCGCCGGUUCCGCUGCUAGAUUAGACGCCUGUGCAGUUAGCGUCUACCCAAGUCUCAAUCCCGAUCACGAAAGUCUCGGCUUGCCAGGCGAUGCUCUUCGUAGGUUCCACUCCAUCGCAGCUCGUGUCGAUCGUGACGGAGUCGUCCUCUCGGGAGCCGAUUCUCCCAGGAAUUAUCAACAGCUGAUCCGCCUCAUCAUGUACACGAAUCGCAAACCCGCCUACUACCUCGAUCGAGUUUUCAAACUCACUUGCUCGGAAUUGAGCGGCAGAUUCGCCAGCAACGAGUAUAUCCAAACCCUCGCUGUUAUCCAUCCCAAGGAGAAGACCACUCUCGUGCCCCAGUCGACUCCCAGUGAACCUCCAAUUGCCAGAAUUGUCGAGCCUGCACCAGGUCACGUACAGCUCUCGCGGCAUCAUGCUGACAUUUCUGAUGAGUAUUCGACAUCUCUCUUGCACGAGGGCAGGGUGGUUGGUUCAGGUGGAAGUCAUGCUGUGACUAUCGUUGCUGCAGCUUGCAUUGGAUUUUUGCUGCUGAUGGGCGUUGUAGGCGCCGCGAGGGUCAGAGGCGCCUCCAAGCGCAGACGUACUGCUGGUGAUGAACUCACAGCCGAGACCGAAAUGGCCUGGGACGAUUCAGGCCUUGCGAUUACAGUCAAUCCAAUGGACAAGUUGAAUGAGGGUGGUGGUCAGCAAGAUCAUAGAGAGGAAGACAUUGAUGAUUCGGCUAGUUCGGAUUCGGAGGAAGGUUCCUUCCGGGACGACGACCUCGACACUUCCGACUGCGAGAAUGACUGUGAGCUCAAUGCCGGACGACAUCGAGGACGUAAUGCGCCUCAUGACCUUGAGUGGGAUCACCGCGUCGUCUAAUGACGCAGGACCUACGAUCCCUUAUCAGUACGGAAUUAAUCAGAGUACUGACAUUGUUGUAGCGAGUUUUUUUAGUUUGUGGUCUCACACGAUGACACUCUUAAUUCUCCUUCGACAUGAGUGAGGUGAGAUGGUGUACGUUCAAAAAUGCCUUCUGUUGUUUUACAAUUUUGCAUUAGAUUCAGGAGACAACCGAUAAUGUAUUCUUCUUCCGUUAUGCUUCUACUGGUUGAGUGCCUCAAGAUGAAAAAUAUCUGCUGCAUCAAUGCAAGAAUAGUUACCUCUUGAGUUUAAAUUACUUCUACUUCAAACUAAACGAGCUACUAAAUUUUACUUUUCCCUUUUAUGGACUAGCGCAAACUUUUAAAAGAUUGAACCUCUUUGAAUUUUAAACACCUACCUAAGAAGAGGACUAUUUUUAAAACAACCUGGCUAGAAAAGCAAAGCGGGGAAAGAAGACUUGAAACUUGUUUUGAAGAAUCGGCAACCUGAAUUGCAUUUGUAUAAUACACAACUUUCAAGAAAAAAAAAACUUGCAGACUUUUUGAAAGGAUUCUGGAGGUAACUUUUUCCUGCUUUUGAAAUCCUAUGAUGUGGAUUUAUUGCAUGAAUUGCAACUGUCCGAAUCUCCUCAACAGUUCCCGACACAAAAAAUAAUAACGUUUCAUAUGAGUGGAUAAAAAAGAAAAUAGAGAAAUUUUGCAGGAAAUCCAGAGCGCAUUUUCAAAUUCAUUCGGUCGAGUCGUACAUUGUCGAGGCAUUUCUGUAACCAGACAUCUUUCACGAUUAAUCUGUAAAGUGUUUGAGAAAUUGUGUUCUUAGCGGUAGGUGAAAGUGUCAUAUUGUAUCCGUCCCCGUAGAUUUGCAUUUGUAGAAAGAUAAGCGGUUAGUACUCUGCUUAAAGGCCGGUGAAGAAUUUUUAAGAGUGCAGGACGCUUUAUCUAAUAGUUAACUCUUUCUACCUGCCGUACAUUGUUCCAGCGCAGCGGUAGUGCAACUGGCAGUAUACAUACAUAUAUACAAGCGCGAACGACUCUCGUACUCGACGGGAUGUCACCUAUAUAUUUACAAUACUUAAUUUAUAUUCUUGAUCGGUAUUGAUUAUUAUUAUUAUUAUUAUUAAUAUUAUUAUAUAAUUACAAUUAAAAAGAUGUUUUUAAUUAUAAUUACGAUUACAGUAGUUGGGAAGGGAACUUUUUAUACUCCCAAGUAUUGCCAUUAUUUUUUAAACGCUCCUAAUAUGCAGAAAAAGAAGAAAAGAUAUACUAUUGCUACUACUGAGAGCUAGUUGUAUGUCAACUGCUGUUAGAAUUUAAUGUUAUUGUCGAUAAGAAUAGGGAGACAGCCCCGAUAGCAAUCUAUUUAAUAUGCGAUGCAAGGAGCAUCACGAGCAGCCGCACUAUUUUAAUUAUCGAGAGACCUGUACCAAUUGAUCUCACGGAUUUACCCUCGCAAGAUGAACGCUGUAUUUGUGAACACAAUUUUGUACGCCUCGGGGGCGUAAGGCAAUUUUUAAAGAGACUAUGUUUUUACAAAUUGGAUGGUGUGUAUUAUGUCAGAAUAGAUCUCGGUUUAACGAAAGCCUAUCGGUCUCUGAUUUUAUCAAAUGCCCACUGACAUUUUACAAAACCGGAGACUUAAGCUGAAUUCAAAACUGAUUGCAAUACCGUUUUGGUGAAAUUGAGAUGCAAUAAAUUAUGUUAAUUAGUGAUUUAUAGAGUGAUUUUUACGUGUUAUUAAUUUGAAUGUAGCCAUCGUUUUCCAUUACUGAUAUAAUACGCUGCCCAUUCUAUAUAUUGCUGAAUGUUCCGUUAUUGGAAGUGUGCAAUUGUUUUGUUAGGUCCAAACUACUCAAGCUUCGCGCUUCUACAAACAUUCGCACAUUAUUUGCGAAACUGAAUUUGAAGUUUUAAUUUUAUAUAAAUAUAUACAGAAAGUAUAUAUAGAUAAAAAUCUCGCUUUAGAUUAACUCCACUGACUUUAUUGGAAAGUCACUGACGUUUAAUCAUUAGGGUGAAUUGAGAAAAUUCUGUUUUAUUCUUUUGUACAAUUUUUGCGAUUGGUAAAGUAAUAUUGACAAUCUGUACUUUGUUGCUAUUUUUACAUACUUUUCGUUUGCAGAUGCUGAAACAUUUUAAUAUUCUAAAAAGAAAUGUUUAAAUAUACAGUUUUAAUACUGAAAAAGAAUGAAAAGGGGUUUUUGUGAUCCACUCUAUUAAUCACUUUGAAAUCAAUACGGACUGUACUUUAGCGAUAGGCAGUAUUUUGAAGCGCAAUAAUAAAUAAGGUCUAAAUUCAAGUUAAAAAUUUCUUUUGCAAUCUUACUUUUGAAAAAGUAUCAAACUCAAUUUCGGUGCUAAUUUAAUUUCAACUAUCAGUGAAUCAUCAAUACUGCCCAGUCCUAAAAAGUCGAAUGUAAUGCGUAUUUAGAAUCGUAACGAUCAAAUGUGUAGAACUAAAAAUUUGUGUAUGAAUAAUCUAUAUUCAUAAAAAGUAUAUGAUAAUUUAUUUUUCCAAUGUGCAUAUCAUAUCAUUUUUAUAAGAGAUUCGUCAGAUCUGAAGGUUUUACACCAGAGCUCGAAAUAGCAGUCUAUAGCGUUGAGGAGACAACUUGCCAUAAUUGCAUUUUCUUGUUUGCUUUUUCAUUAUUUUUCGUCCCCAUGUCUCCAAAAGUCAUGAUUAGAGGAACUAUCUUUUGAGUUUUUUUUUUCUUUAAAUCUGCCGAAAAUAUCGCUAAUUCUAUCUUUAGGAAUGGUUCUCAAACAACAAUGAGGGACAGAAUUAAUUUUUUAAAGUUUGUUAUCAAAAAUAAUUUUUUAAUAAAGUUUUGCAAUUGAAAUCACUCUAGCUCCAUAGCGUGCUGCGUCGACUAGAUGUAAGAAUAAGUUUAUAUGUAUUUAUAGAGGUGGUACAAUCGUCGAAGAAAUUCAGUCCAGAAACGUGUUUAUACUCACAAAGCCUAAAUUUUCUACUUUUUCUCAAUAGUCGCUCUUAUCCUCGGUUUCAUAUCGAUUCAGUUUUAAGAUAUUUGGUGAUUGUGUCUGUAAUUUUCAGGUAGUUGAGAGAAUUUCAAGUUUUUUUUUACAAAAGUUCUGAGCAAUAAUUCUAUACUACGUAAAAGGAGGUACUAAAAUGACGUACUAAAUUGGCGUAUGACAUAAAUCUAAAGGGAGGCACAGCUUUAUUUGAGAACAAGUGACGCUUUUAUAAGAAUCGAUUGAUCGGCUGAACUCUUUGAAAGUUUUGCAGACUAAACUCACUUUUAAUUCAUGGUUCGGAUUAUGAAUAAUCACCUCGAGUGUCUGUAGUCAACGACGUACUUAAUAAAUCAGCGCGGGCGAAACUGGGAAGAAAAUAGAAUGAAUAUUAGAGUUUCUCAGAAGAAUCUUCCAAGCGAAAUUCUAAAAGUUAACGAAACUUGUAUAAUAGUAUUUAAAACGUGUUUUUUAAAUUGACAGCAGGGAUUAAUUUGUUUCAAGACUGAUUUGACAUCUAUUUUUAGUGUUUAUGUUUAAGGAGAGCCACGUUUUUUUCUGAGAGACUCUGGAUCCGACAAUUUUAUUGUAAUGUGUCGAUUUGUAAGCAUCGUUUUUUCGAGCGUGUAAUGUGUUUUCGUGGAAAAUACUCCAAGUCAUAUCAAAUUCGAGUAAAAAUUAACUAUCUCUAAGGAGAGACCUUUUCACUGAGAAUAAUUAAUUGUGUGUGUACGUGAAUCACUGUUAAGAUGGUGUUAGCGAACUUAAGGUACUACUUGUUUGAAAUUGUGUGUAUAAUUAGGAAAAUCUCGAUUUUGCAAGAUUGAUGUAAAGGUUCCCAGUAUCGUGGAAGAAGGAGAGCUCGUUGCACGCUUCGAAAUGCAAUGGGUUAUUAAUGCUUGUCUCAGAACUGAAAAAGAGAAAAUUACAUACACACACACGCAUACGCAUACACAACUGACACGCGCGAUUGCAGAAGUAGACACGAAUGCACACCGCAAGUGACACUUAAGUAUGAUGAUAAACGCAUGAAUACUGAUAUUAUAUAUAAAAAAGUAUAUAUACAUUGACAUGUAUAUAUAUAUUAACGUUACAACAUAACCUAAUCACCUAUUACCGAUUAUGGGCUAGCUAGGCUGUACUGAAAUAUUAUUAUGAGCUGACUAAAAUUCCCUCCCAUUAUUACAUACCAAUGGAUUGUGUGUUAACUAAUAAGAAUUAAAUAUAAAGAUAAAAGAAUACAAUAUUUAAGGAAUUAAUUAUCAUGGGUAAAGAAAGAUGUACCGCUGUAUUGCUAACACGUUUUGAGUAUAUAUUACUGUAACAUCGUAUCGAACUAAGCAGGCAGAGUUUGUAAAACCUAAUUUACCUAACGCGACACCCUGAGAUUAUUCUCAGUGGCGUCGUCCGUGGCGCACAGAAAUGUCAAAUUACCUUUGUAAUGAAAGAAAAAACCCAAGAUUGUUCGACAACAGUGCAUUAGCAAUAGGAGCAAUAGUACUACGUGACACAUGCAUGCGCAAUGCGCAUAUACACACUGCACAUGCUAGGAAAAAUGAAGUAACUACCCGAACGACAUACAUAUUAUAAAUAAUAUUAAGACGUCAAGUGUAUUUGUUUAAUAAAGGUGUACAUUCGAAA